AUGGCAAUCAAAGGUCUACUGUCUUCCUUCUCAAAAACAAAGGGACGCAUUUUCAAAUGGAAUAGCAUCAUAGCAUGUAGCAAAUGGUCUUCCACAACUCCAGGUCGGUCUUAUGACGAUACUCUUGCUAUUAGAAAAAAGCACCUCACUCCAGCUUUAUUAACAUAUUAUACUAAACCAGUUCUUAUACAUCAAGGUUAUAAACAAUGGCUCUUUGAUCAUACUGGUAAACGAUAUCUUGAUUUGUUUGCUGGAAUUGUGACUGUUAGCGUAGGACAUUGUCACCCUAAGCUGGUGGAAGUAGCCCAGAGACAAUUAGAGACAUUAUGGCACACCACUAAUAUAUAUCUCCAUCCCACAAUACAUGAAUUUGCUGAACAGCUCACAUCAAAAUUACCCGGAGAUCUUAAGGUUGUUUAUUUCACUAACAGUGGAUCUGAGGCUAAUGAUUUAGCUGUUAUUAUGGCCAAAUUACAUACUGGUGCUCAUGAUAUUGUAACGCUAAGAAAUAGUUAUCAUGGAGGUUCUCCAUUUGCUAUGGAGAUGACAAAUAUUGGUACAUGGAAGUAUCCAUUACAUCGUCACCUCGGUAUCCAUGCUAGUAUCAACCCAGAUGUCUUUCGUGGCCCUUGGGGGGGAGCCAAUUGUCGAGACAGUAUUGCUCAGACUCAGCGUCCUUGCAAUUGUGCUAAAGGACAAUGUGAAGCAUCUUUGAUGUAUGCUGACCAGCUAGAAGAUCUUUUGAAACAUUGUUGUCCAAAGAAAGUGGCAGGAUUCUUAGCUGAAACAAUACAGGGAGUAGGUGGAGCUGUUCAUUUACCUAAAGGAUUUUUGAAGCGAGCUUAUGAACUUAUCAGAGAGAGGGGCGGAGUGUGUAUCUCUGAUGAGGUUCAAUGUGGUUUUGGUCGACUAGGUACACACUAUUGGGGAUUUGAAACACAAGAUGUUGUACCAGAUAUAGUGACAAUGGCUAAAGGUAUUGGUAAUGGUUUUCCUAUGGCUGCCGUGGUUACUACCCCGAGUAUGACUCAAGCAUUGCAUUUUAAUACAUUUGGCGGUAAUCCUAUGGCUUGUGCAAUUGGUUCAGCUGUAUUAGAUGUUAUUGAUGAAGAGAAACUGCAGGCAAAUUGUAAUCAUGUUGGUACUUUGCUCCUUAGUGAGUUGAUGAAGUUACGAGAUGAGUUUGAAGUUGUUGGUGAUAUCCGAGGAAAAGGACUAAUGAUCGGACUGGAGUUAGUAAAGAACAAGGAAACUAAAGAACCUCUUCCAGCUGCUGAAGUAACAGAGAUAUGGGAGAACUGCAAGAACCAUGGUGUUCUUAUUGGUAAAGGUGGACUUUAUGGCACUACUUUGCGUAUUAAACCUCCAAUGUGUGUCACUGAGGAAGAUGUUCGUUUUGCUGUAGGAGUUUUGAGAGCUGUCUUGAAAGAAUACUCCAGCAAAUAA
Gigantopelta aegis is the source of this 1446-nucleotide messenger RNA. RefSeq names its product alanine--glyoxylate aminotransferase 2, mitochondrial-like. The coding region runs from base 1 to 1446 and encodes 481 amino acids. The record is from RefSeq and is a predicted model, not a curated record. Gene Ontology annotation, biological process: glyoxylate catabolic process. NCBI's taxonomy places the organism in Eukaryota, Metazoa, Mollusca, Gastropoda, Neomphalida, Peltospiridae. Gene Ontology annotation, molecular function: pyridoxal phosphate binding; L-alanine:glyoxylate transaminase activity. The transcript has 15 exons. Gene Ontology annotation, cellular component: mitochondrion.